UCCAAUGUUUUUUCUACGACCAUACGUGCAAGUUCGGUGUCCUUUGUUAUAAUUUACAAAAAAUACACCAAUAAUUGCUCCUAAUUGUGAUAAUACGUUUUAAAAGGUAGAAAAUAGAAAACAUAACCUCAAUUUUAGCGUAAUUCACAGGUUCGGGAUGGUUGCCAUGGAAUUAUUAUUAGAAUAACAGAAGUUUGGUGGAUAGAAAGCCUUCUUAAUAAUUGAUUAAAACAAAGGAAAGUAUCCUUUAAACGACUGAAAUAGAGAAUGUACUUUAAAAUCUUCACAAAUGUUAUUACAUUGGUGUAUUUUUAUGUGAGACCGCUUAUUAAAUGGUUCCUACAUAAAUUCACAAAGCUAUGUGAAUUGCAGCGGAUUUGCUAUGGGGAGCCCACCGGGGCUCCUCGAGCGAAAGGUGUUGAACGAUGCUUGGAACUCUCUCGAACACCACAAUUGGUGGAAAUGAUAAAAAUUCUCAAUGAAAUUGUUGAGAAUGAAUUGACGGAUGAAGAUUUCUUUGCCGAUGUAACUGAUCGAGCUCUAGCAACUGUGCUCAGGGUAAAGAAGAUAAAACCACGUAUCCAUCCAGAUUUUCCGGCUGCCUUUGAAAUGUGUGUGGAGCAGAUUUGGGGUUACAGGAGGCUAUAUCAUGAAGUUGAACGUCUUAGAAAAACCCCAUAUGAUUGUGACAACAUUAAUCACGAAAUGAAACUUAACCAAUUGUGGAAAUUACUGAUGCCUGAGGUGGUGCUUGAGGCUCGAGUGACUAAACAGUGGCAGGACAUUGGCUUCCAGGGGGAUGAUCCGAAGACGGACUUUCGUGGAAUGGGGAUCUUGUCACUGGAAAAUCUACUGUUUUUCGCAACAGAAUACCAUGGUGCUGCCCAACAUGUACUUUCACAUUCUCAUCAUCCAAAGCAUGGGUACACAUUUGCCAUUGUAGGAAUCAACCUUACAUCGAUGGCGUACAAGCUACUAAAAAGUGGAGCAGCUAAAACCCAUGUCUACAAUUCCGUUUACUCUACUCCCAGCAUCAAUACAUUCCAUCAUCUAUACUGCUACCUUUUUUAUGAAUUCGAUCGUUACUGGAUGGAGUGCAAACCGAAGAAUAUAAUGGAAUUUUCACACAUCCAAGAAAAAUUUGAAACAAAUAUUCUUCGGGAAUUAUCAAACAAUAGUACAAUCUUUAAAAUAAAUCUCUCUAUUGAUAAUAUUUAGAAUAGCAAGCUUAAAUAUAGAUACAUAAAUUUAAAAAAAGAGUAUUUGUAGAAGGGUAAUUUUGUGAUUAAACUUUACUCAUUUGCUUGGGAAAUGAGUGCGAGUCCCAAGGAGAUCCUAAAUAUCUUGAUUUAUAAUAAAAGUCCUAUAAAUACAAUUAUUUUAUCCAUAAAA
Lutzomyia longipalpis is the source of this 1392-nucleotide messenger RNA. RefSeq names its product ELMO domain-containing protein 2. Gene Ontology annotation, molecular function: GTPase activator activity. The record is from RefSeq and is a predicted model, not a curated record. The coding region runs from base 268 to 1218 and encodes 316 amino acids. The transcript is spliced from 2 exons. Lineage: Eukaryota; Metazoa; Arthropoda; Insecta; Diptera; Psychodidae.